This is a messenger RNA of Sorghum bicolor (sorghum), 2144 nucleotides long. RefSeq names its product putative F-box/kelch-repeat protein At1g15680. The coding region runs from base 552 to 1694 and encodes 380 amino acids. NCBI's taxonomy places the organism in Eukaryota, Viridiplantae, Streptophyta, Magnoliopsida, Poales, Poaceae. The transcript has a single exon. The record is from RefSeq and is a predicted model, not a curated record. Gene Ontology annotation, molecular function: protein binding.
AGAGACCAGACUCCUUUUCCUGGUAACCCAAUCUCCCUCACUCUCAGUCUCACAGAGACCAGACUCCUUUUCCUUGUGGUAUGUGUAUGUAGGGCCAACGCGGAAAACACGCUGCAAACCUCGCGUCCAAAGCUGGUUUACCCGCCCAAACCCAGCAACAAUCCAUGUUGCCAAAAUGGCAGGCGCCAGAGUCCACUGCUUGUAUUGUAUCAGUUCCAGCGCAAAAAGUGCAACAGCGAUCAAAAGCGUGUGUAGACAUAUAUCCAGUGACCAGUGGGCAACGGUCACGACUCACACGCACGAACGUUCACUGAAUUCAUUUCAGGUUUUUGCUAUCACUCGAAAAUGACACGUCACCUCUCCUUGAGUACUUCAGUCGGACUGUAGGAGUAUCAGGUAUUAUCAUGCACUUCUUGUGAUGUGCAUCGACCGAAAUCUCUGCGUGGCGUGGACAUCCAAGCUUGCUUCACCCGGUGGAGAAACCAAAGCAUAGCCCAAAGGUUUUAUAUACAUCGUUCUAUCUAAAAUUCUAUAUAUAUAGCAGUGUCUUGAUGAGUAGAAUCAGCAGAAGGGUGCAGGUUCAGGAGGAGCUCUCUGCUCUCGAGGAAGGUCCAAAGAAGAUGGCGGGUGAGGUGGACGAGGACGUGCUGACGGAGAUCCUCGCGAGGCUGCCGUGCAGGUCGCUGGCGCGGUUCCAGUGCGUCUCCACGUCGUGGCGGCGCAUCAUCUCCAGCGACUACCUCCGCCGCCGGCUGCCGCUCAUCACGUCAGGGGUGCUCUACCACGACGACACGCACCGCGGCGGCGACGCGGACAGCGGCAGGAGGCAGCGGCAGGCGUACACGUACGCGUGCGCGUCAGGCGGCGUCGGCAGCGGUGGCGGCACGGCGGAGGCCCCGGACAUGGGCUUCUUCCCGCGCCACGACACGUCCACCAUCAUCGACGGCUGCAACGGCCUGCUGCUCUACUACUCCUCCCGCCCGACGGCGUUCCACGUCGUGAACCCAACCACGCGGCGGUGGGCGGAGCUGCCGCCGCCGCGCGCCAGGACGCUGCUCUCCGUGCUGGCGUUCGACCCCUGCGCGUCGCAGCACUACAGGGUGGUGUGCUUCACCGGGUGGCUUCCCCGGGGCGCCACCAUCGAGGUGUUCGACUCCGAGCGCGGCGCGUGGCGGGACCACGAGGUCGACUUCGGCCUCGACACCGACGCCAUGUCGGCCACCAUGCACUACUCCGGCGGCGCGCUCCACGUGCUGGCCUACUCGGGCCACGUCGUCCGCGUCGACCUGGACACCAUGGCGUGCGCGGUCACCGCGCUUCCGGCCCCCGUCAGCUGCCGGGCGCGCGCCGGGCACUGCCGCGGCCGCCUGCGGUUCGCGUCCAGUGACGGCGCGCGCCUCAGGAUCUGGGAGCUCAAGGACGCCGCCGGAGGCGAGUGGGCGCUGAAGAACGAGAUCGGGGUCAGCGACGUCGUCCCCGGCGGCGCGUCCCAGUCCAUCACGUUCUUGUUCAUGGCGUUCCACCCCGAGCGGGAGCUGGUGUACCUGUGGUCGCCGUGGAAGCUGCUGGCGUUCGACGUGGUCGAGAGGCGCGUCGAGGAGGAGUGGGUGUUUGGAUCGGAGAAAGAUGGCACGCAUCUCAUACAGGUUUGGCUGUUUCCAUUCUCGCGCCAUUUGGCCAACGCGCUGGCCUGAUUGGGCUUGCCGACGAGCCGAAAAUGGUAUGGCGCCCAAGUGUUCGUUGCCUAUCCACAAUGCUUUGGUUGCUACUAAAAGAUUGAUAAAAAUGUCAAAAUAGAAAACAAGAGUCAAAGACAGUAUUCGUCGCAAAAAAAAAGUAAUGAAACUGAAAAUACAUGUAAUACAUUACACGACAUGUUGUUCUGCUUAAAUCAUGAUUACUUGUAUAGGGACUAUUCGUCUGUAACGGUGUGUAAGCGUGGUACUGGUUGUGUCGUUAAUUUUCUAGUAAUGUUUAAGAAUAUAUGUGGUUCAAGUUACUUUGAAUGUUGGUAGCGACUCAGGCAAGUGGCAGUGGAGAUAUCAAGUUAUCAACUGAUGCGAUAUGACAGCUUACCACGUGUACUCUUAUUGUAAUCGUAUUAUAGAACGCUUGAGUUGAAAUCAUGCCACUCAUUUCGUUUU